Molecule: messenger RNA, 3136 nt
Organism: Trifolium pratense (red clover)
Lineage: Eukaryota; Viridiplantae; Streptophyta; Magnoliopsida; Fabales; Fabaceae
Product: protein CNGC15c
Exons: 7
Coding region: 870-2975 (701 amino acids)
Biological process (GO): transmembrane transport; monoatomic ion transport
Cellular component (GO): membrane
Molecular function (GO): monoatomic ion channel activity; protein binding
Source: RefSeq, a predicted model, not a curated record
GGGAGAGGGAGAUAUAUAUAUAUACAUAUACACAUGUUGAUGUUACAACCAUAAUCAUACAUAAUACUGCAUUUAAUUCAUAUAUCCAUAUAUUCUUCGAUCCCACGCAACUACGAUCGGGAGAUAGCUGAAACCACUUGAUGUUAGAGUUGACCUUCGAGCCAGAUUAAAUAUUGUUAAACCAAAUAUUUUUUGUAAAUUAUUCAAGUUCGAAUUCAAAAUCCCUUUUUGUGCGCAAGUCUAAGUGGUGAUUGUAAUUUCAUCUAAAGACAAAAAAAAUGUAGAAAAAAAAUUUAGAUUAAUCAAACACAAAAGCUAGGAUAUAUUUUAGUUGGAUGUGUAUAAGCGUGUGUGUAUCAAUAAUUUAAAUCAUAUGUCCAAUAUCAAAGUUACCAAAAAACAAAUAAUUGGCAUAUUUAGCAAUAUCCCUUUUUUUUUUGUGUUCAUAUAGGCUAGCUAGCUGUUAAUUAUGUCUUUAAUUUUCAUUAUAUUUUGAUAUUCCAAUUUCCUUCUUUGUUUUUGUUUGAACCUUUUAUGAUUAUAUAAAUAAACGCGUAUUCCUUUUCUAUUUAGUUUUUAAAAUCUUGGUUUGAUAUUAUUCCCCAUUUUUAAGGGGAGUGUGACAUGAUAUUUAUAAGAAUAUGAAUCAAUGAAUUAAUGAAUAUACUAUUAAUAGUACUCUUCAAUUCAUAAUUCAUUUCUCACUUUUUCAAUAGUCUCCAACUAGUUUCUAUAGUUCAUAGGUGUAGAGGGUAAGUUGCUUGCAGCAGAGGGAAAUGCUUUGGAAUCUAUCUCACUUUAAUUGCUGCUCCUUCCCUUUGAUUCAUAGUUUUCAUUGCAGAGAAAUUUGAUCCUAUUGGAAAAUCAGUAUGGGAUUUGAUAAUCCAAGAUCUGAGAGGUUCGAAGAUGAUUCCGAUACAUCAAAAAAUCCUACAACAAAUGGAGUUAAGGUUAAAUACCACAUUUAUGGAACACAAAUACCAAAACCAAGUUCAAAAAAGGCUCAAAAGAAUGCUACAAGGAACAAGUUUUUGAAAACAAGAGUAUUAUCAAGAGUAUUCUCAGAAGACUAUGAAAGAGUAAAAAAAAGAGUAUUAGUAUUAGAUCCUAGGGGACAAAUCAUACAACGUUGGAACAAGAUAUUUUUAGUAGCAUGUUUAGUUUCUUUGUUUGUAGAUCCACUGUUCUUUUAUUUACCAGUGGUUAGAGAGGAAGUUUGCAUUGAUAUUGGAAAGAAACUUGAAGUUGUUCUUACAAUUGUUAGAUCAGUUGGAGAUUUGUUUUACAUGAUUCAAAUUUUUACGAAGUUUCGUACCGCCUAUGUUGCUCCUUCUUCAAAGGUUUUUGGUAGAGGAGAACUUGUUCUUACUUAUUCUAAGAUUGCUGUUAGGUACUUCAGCAAAGGUUUUUGGUUAGACUUUAUUGCUGCAUUGCCUCUUCCUCAGGUGUUGAUUUGGAUUAUUAUACCAACACUUAGGGGUUCAACCAUGAGAAAUACCAAAAAUGUCCUUAGAUUUUUCAUCAUUUUCCAAUAUAUUCCAAGGCUGUAUUUGAUUUUUCCACUUUCAUCACAAAUUGUAAAAGCUACAGGAGUUGUGACAGAAACAGCUUGGGCAGGUGCUGCUUACAACCUCAUGCUUUACAUGUUGGCCAGCCAUAUUUUAGGAGCUUGCUGGUACCUUCUAUCAAUUGAACGUCAAGAAGCAUGUUGGAGAAGUGUAUGCAAUAUGGAGAAACCAAAUUGUCAAUAUGGAUUCUUUGAUUGCCACAGGGUUAAAGAUGCUCUCAGGAUCAAAUGGUUUAUAGCUAGUAAUGUCACAAAUUUAUGUUCGCCAAAUGCCGGUUUUUAUCAGUUUGGUAUAUAUGCUGACGCCGUGACUUCUCAAGUUACAUCCUCUCCAUUCUUCAAUAAGUACUUCUUUUGUCUCUGGUGGGGCUUAAGGAAUCUCAGUUCUUUGGGACAAGGCCUGCUUACUAGCACUUUUAUUGGAGAAAUAAUGGUUGCCAUUGUUGUGGCAACCCUUGGAUUGGUUCUUUUUGCAUUGUUGAUUGGUAAUAUGCAGACAUACCUUCAAUCGAUAACUGUUCGCCUAGAAGAGUGGAGAGUGAAAAGAACUGAUACAGAACAAUGGAUGCAUCAUAGACAAUUACCUUCUGAACUAAGAGAGUCUAUUCGUAAAUAUAACCAAUAUAAAUGGGUGGCUACACGAGGAGUAGAAGAAGAAGAUCUUCUCAAAGGACUUCCAUUGGAUCUUAGGAGAGACAUCAAACGCCAUCUUUGUCUUGAACUAGUUCGAGGAGUUCCUUUGUUUGAUCAAAUGGAUGAGAGGAUGUUAGACGCAAUAUGCGAAAGACUAAAGCCUGCAUUAUGCACCGAAGGCACUUACCUUGUUCGUGAAGGCGAUCCAGUAAAUGAAAUGCUAUUCAUAAUUAGAGGCCAUCUUGAUUCUUACACCACAAAUGGAGGCCGAGCUGGAUUCUUCAACUCGUGUCGUAUUGGUCCAGGCGAUUUCUGUGGCGAAGAACUAUUAACAUGGGCAUUGGAUCCAAGACCAAGUGUAAUACUCCCUUCUUCAACAAGAACAGUUAAAGCUAUCUCAGAAGUAGAAGCAUUUGCACUCAUAGCUGAAGAUCUUAAGUUUGUUGCAUCUCAAUUUAGAAGAUUACAUAGUAAACAACUUAGACAUAAAUUCAGAUUUUAUUCACACCAAUGGAGAACUUGGGCUGCUUGUUUUAUUCAAGCUGCAUGGAGAAGGCACAAGAAAAGGAAAGAAGCUGCUGAAUUAAGGGCUAAGGAGAAUCUUGUGGCAGCUUCAGAGGCUGAAACAACAACAAAAUAUGGGACAGGUUUUGUUGUUUAUGGAAAAAAUGUUGCAAGGAGUACUAGGAAAGGUGUUAAUAUCCAUUCAGGGACAAAUUCUGGGGUAGUUAGGUCUUUGCAGAAGCCAACUGAACCUGAUUUUUAUGAUGAAUAAUAAUCAAUGUACAUGGUUAUCUUAUAGUGUCUUAAUUGUGUAAUUUGUUUGUUUUGGAUCAUUUUGUUCAUAUAAAUUAGAGAUUAUAGAGAUAGGAAUUCUUGUAACAAGUUGAACAACUAUGUUUAAUUAUUGUUAUGUCUAUACUCCUUUGAAUACAA